AGAGAGAGAGAGAGAGGGUCUCCAGUGGUAAUGGAAAGUCUCAUCAGCGGCAUUGCAUCAGGAGUUGGUUCAGUUAUUUCAAAAAUAUUUGGGUCUCCCCUUGAUUUCCUUUCGGGAAAAUCUUGCAGCUCAGUAUGUGCCCCAACAUGGGAUUUCAUUUGUUAUAUCGAAAACUUCUGCGUUUCCCAGUUAUUCAAGUUUGCCAUGGUUGCCCUUCUACUCUACUGUGUUCUCUUCUUCUUUUAUUUGCUAUAUCAAUUGGGCAUUUGUAAGUGCAUAUGUUGGACUUCCUGCAAGAUAGUUUGGGGAUGCAUUUCGGUAUAUGUCUCAGUGUGGGAGUAUUGUUGCUACUUUCUGUUUGAUAAGCUUCGUCAUGUUAAGCGGAUAAGUCGUAGAAGACGCAGAAGAGAUGUUGAAGGGCAAUACUACGCAAGUUCAAGUGAUGAAGUUGAAGAAGAGAGUAGUAGCAGCACUUGUAAUGAUGAAGUCUCCAGGAUUGAAAAGAAAAGGAGGCAUAGGAGAGAUUACAAGAGGGAUCAUGUGACAAGAUCACUGAGACCACGGAGCCAUCGAGUUCGGGUAGGAGUAAAUGAAAAUUCAGGUUACAUUACUAGAAACAACUCAAGUAAGCAUUGGGAUGAUCACGAUAGCAGUGUUCAUAGUAUUCGAGUGGCACAAACUUCAAAGUUUGCACGAAAAGGAAGCAGUUUUAAAGGUUCCAAGCACAGGAAAAGGCGAUAACAUGAUAUCAGGGAGCUCAUAGAAGAAUUUGUUGUUGUUGGGAUUGCCUCAGAAUUUUAAUUAUGGUGUUAAUCACAACAUGCUCCAAAUUGACAUGGCGAGUAGGCCCAGCAUUUCUUCAGGCAGGGAAAGAAGGAUCAAAGUGGCAGUUUUAUCUGAUUAUUGAAGCUUCUGAUGUCAGAGACUCUGAGCCAUCAUAUAAUCUGCUCACAACAGUGUUUUCCUAAGAGGACCUUCAUUUCGCCCAAUUUUAGUGAAGGGGUUUCACUACGAUUUAACACUUAAGAAAUGAUGACGCUGACUCAUAUAAACGAUGAUUAUAGAAGGGCAAAACCAGUCAUACAUUUAAGUUUUUGGAUAACUUCAAGAGUACCCUUGUGAGAGUAAGCAGCAGUCAAAGAAAGUUGCAAGCAAAAAGAAUAUGGUAGCAGUGUGCUUGGACUCGAAGACAGCCAAAAGAUGAGUCUCCAGAAAACACUCCGAAAACAAGGUCACCUGGUCAAAGAUUAACAAGUUAAGAACAUUCGUCGCAUUUAUUUUUGCCAAGAAAAACUAAUAGCAUAUGUGGAGGCAAAAAUAGCUUUGUUCUAUGUUCUUAUGUUUUGUAAGACUAGCAGAAGAUAUUACCAGUUUACUUUUUGUAGACAUCAGUUUUUUCCCUCUGCAGCUGUUGCUCUGUUCUUCUUAAGCUAACAAGUAGUUCUGGACUGCUACCCCUUCUGCCAGUAGUGCUUGGUGCUGGAAAAAGAUUCUAUCCCUGAGACCUUUGGCAAAGCUAAUGAUUUUUUACAAGCCUGGCAGAAGCUGUUCCUUCUCUCUGUGGCAUGACCCUUGGUGCAAUAGAGCACCCCUUGCUGCUCAAUUUGAUUAUAGUCUACUGUCUGCACUUGAGGCCACAGCUUCUGAUGAGGUGAAUUAUAUACAGGAGAAUGGACAGUGGAACCUUGGAGUUAGUACUCACUACCUGGUAAGAGAUCUAAGGAACCUUUGCAGUGCCAUUACCCCUACUGGUACUGAUACUAUUCUUUGGAAUGAUUGCUUUCAUUCAAGAGUAUCAAUUUCUGUGAUCUAUAAUGAUAUUGCUACUCAUAAAUCUCCCCCUCCUUGGCUGGAAUUUGUUUGGAACAUUUUUUCUGUCCCCAGAUAUGCAAUAUCUGCUUGGCUCAUUCUUCAACAGAGACUUCUUACUAAAGACAGAAUUCUUCGUUUUGGCAUGAUUGUUGACCCAACUUGUGUCUUGUGUGCUAGUGACUGUGAAUCUCAUUCUCAUAUUUUUUCUAACUGCCCAUAUACACACACUGUUCUAUCUGCUUGUCCUGUCCCGGUUUGUACUAGCUGGAAUGAUUUCACUACUGGCAGUUACAUUCGCAUUGGCUGUCCGAGAAUUACAAGAUUCAUUGCUGCUGCUUGGAAUGCUAUCUGGACUGAGAGAAACAAUCGAAUUUACAGGAAUGUUAGGCGCAACCCUGCUGAACUAAUUUCACUUGUUCGAGCUCAAGUUAGGGAAAAACUGUACUCCUGUCCUCAUUUCCGUAAAAGAGUCCAGGCUGAUCAAACCAUUAUGCUUCUGCUGUAUUGAGACAUAGUGAUUUUUGUUUUCUUGGUGACUUCAUGGCAAGUUGAACUCUAGUUUAUAUUGUAUGCUUCCUUAACACGGGGAAUGCCCCUGAUAUGUAUUUUUUCCUCUUCUUUUAUAAACUUUUCAAGUAGCAAAAAAAAAAAAAAAUAGUUAUACCGUUAUUGACGAA
This is a messenger RNA of Daucus carota subsp. sativus, 2489 nucleotides long. RefSeq lists its product as uncharacterized. The transcript has 4 exons. The record is from RefSeq and is a predicted model, not a curated record. Bases 31 to 741 code for a protein of 236 amino acids. NCBI's taxonomy places the organism in Eukaryota, Viridiplantae, Streptophyta, Magnoliopsida, Apiales, Apiaceae.